Messenger RNA from Parus major (Great Tit), 1947 nucleotides. RefSeq lists its product as uncharacterized. The transcript is spliced from 7 exons. The record is from RefSeq and is a predicted model, not a curated record. NCBI's taxonomy places the organism in Eukaryota, Metazoa, Chordata, Aves, Passeriformes, Paridae. Bases 537 to 1280 code for a protein of 247 amino acids.
GGCAGAGGUGGCAGGGAAAUACAGGGGCUGGGCCGGAGCUGGGAUCUGGGUACUCAUGGUCAAACUGGGGACAGGGCUCUGCAGGGCCGUGUAUGUCCCACAGCCAGAACACUCUGAUCAAGCCCAUCCCCAUGUCAAACCACAAGUCCCUGGGGACUGGCACAGUGUGUGUGUCCCCACCUGGGCUAAGUGAGCACACCCCAUAACCAGAUGGGUGUGGACAUCUCCCCAUCCCCCUGCCGUGACAGCAGCACCACUUCCUCCAAGCGAUCCAUUCCCUGGUGUAAAACAAAAGAGACUUCGGUGGUAUGGGGAGGUGGUGCUGUAGGAAACUUGGAAAGUGGCAGGGAGAUGCUGGGCUGGGCCCUGGAGUAUUGGGAAAUGGCCAUCAGCAACUCCUGGGGGUAUUAGUCAGGUCUCAGGGCCAAGAGUGUGUGGACAGGAGGAAACCAGAGGAGGAAUCGUAGAAGAGAGGAGAUAAGAAUUGGGCUGAGGGAGAGACAGAGGCUCCUGGCUGAUCUCACCAGGCACCCAGCAUGGUCACCAUGAGGCUGUUGAGAAGCAUGGAGCUCUGGCAGGCCAACACCUUUCUGCCCCUGCUGCUCCUCACCUGGCUACCAGUUGGAGCAGUCAGUCAGCAGGUACAGCCAGGCACCACUGUGCAGUUUGAGAUUUGUUUGGAAAAUCUCACGGUGCAGGUGAAGUGGUGCAAACCUGAAUGUCUGGAGGGGGAGAAUCAAACCAACACUGUGAUUCUGGGAGAAAACUGUCUGAAUUUCACCAGCUCAAGCCUGUGUACAGCCCACACAGGAAUCUGUGCAUGCAAGGUCUUCAUCACAAGACCAAACUUGACAGACACUGGAAACAGCACACAAACAGCAGUUCACAGCUGUGGCUGUGCAGAACCUCUGACUGAUGUCACAGGGAAGGUCUGGACAGGACUCAACCUCCUCCUGUGCAUCCUCCUUGGCUUAGCGGUCGGGACACUCCUUUACAUGCCGGUAAUUGGCUUCCUGCUGUGGCAGUGCACAAGGAACAAAACAGGAGAGCUCAUGAGCGGGGAAGUGGCAGAGAGGAAUCAGGUCAAUAUGGCAGCCCCAAUGACAGGGACUGAGGACCUGACCUAUGCCAACCUGAAUUUUGGAAAGAAGGAGACAGUACCUGCCUCCUCCAAUGUCAUUUACACUGAGAUCAAGCCAUCACAACAGAAGCAGAGUGCUGGGGAUGGCAGUGCUGCCAGCACAGAGAUGGAUGCCUCCUCCAAGGAAGAGGGCAAGUGAGGGAGGUGAGCAGCUUGUUGUCCGCCUCUUGGGGUUGUCCUCCUCAAAAACUAGGUGUUUGCUCAUACAGCAGUGCAGUCUUGGUGACCAAAGACACAUUUUACCCCCGAGUGGCUGCAGAACCCUGCUCUAUGUUCCCCUGGAAGAAGCCAUGGCUAAUGGUGAGGACAGAGCUUUUGAGCCUGUUUUCCCCUUGCCUUCUGUGGCUCCAAACAGUGCCAAGCCUCAGCAACUCUUUUCAGUCUGCAGUCACUGACAGGCUCCUCUAGCUACUUGCUCCAUGUUCAGGAAUGACACUGUAUACUGUGUGGCAACAUGGUGUUCAGGAAGAGCUUGGUCCUGGAUGUGCUGGGUGGCAUGGCCAUGAGAAGUCCUGAAGCAAUCUUCUGGAUUUUCUCUGGAGCAGGCAUCUGCUGUGAUGUGGGUUGACCUUGCUCUCAUUCACUCACUUGAAACUCAAGUGGCAAGGAUGGAAAAGCAUUGCUUGCUUCACAGAGGUGCUGCUGCAGUGAUGCACAUGGAUCUGCUUUGUACUGGGAGUGGCUAGGUGUUUUUGCUGGUUUGCUGGUGAAUACCCUUCUCGUGGGUAGAGCACUCCCUUUUGUGCCCUCCUUUUUGAUAAUGUUGUGUUUAUUGUGAGUUUUUCAGUAAAACUGUGAUUCCCACU